Molecule: messenger RNA, 3425 nt
Organism: Herpailurus yagouaroundi (jaguarundi)
Lineage: Eukaryota; Metazoa; Chordata; Mammalia; Carnivora; Felidae
Gene: POU6F1
Product: POU class 6 homeobox 1
Exons: 14
Coding region: 697-2532 (611 amino acids)
Biological process (GO): regulation of transcription by RNA polymerase II
Molecular function (GO): RNA polymerase II cis-regulatory region sequence-specific DNA binding; DNA-binding transcription factor activity, RNA polymerase II-specific
Source: RefSeq, a predicted model, not a curated record
CAGCUCCCCCACCCCGCUUCCCGGCCGCCCCCCUCCGCCCAGCGCAGCCCGCGGAGUCCCCUUCGGCUCUGCCCAGCCCGGCCUGGGGGCCCGGGGGCGGCGGCGGGUCCCGACCGGCUCCCCGGCCGAGCCGAGCCCAGCCAAGCCGCACUGGCUUCUUUGUCUGCGGGCGGCGGCCGCCUGGCCCCGGCCCCGGCCCCCUGGCCCGGGCUGUGAGAUGAAUCUGUAAUCGGUGGCCGCCGGGCACCCGGGGCGGAGGCGGCUCGGGCUCGGGCUCCGAUGAAGAAACUGAGGCACAAAAGGUAAACCAUUUGUCCUGAGGCCCACAGCUAGUGGAAUAUGAGAGGAUAUGAACAAUCAGUAGGCAUUUGGAUAUAUGAGGCUGAAGUUCCCUGAGGAGGUCCCGGCCAGAGAUUGAGAUUAGGUCCUUGUGUGACCGAGUGAGCGCGCCUGGGGAGGAAGUGAGGAGUUCAUGGCACCAUUCAGCUCGGCCCCAGUUACCAGUCUUGGCUAAUCUGCCAAUCCCCUGCUUCCUGUCAUUGUGGCCUUUUUGAAUGGCAGCUUUGCAAGAGACUGUGGAUCAUCUCUCCUCCCUGGCUGUCAGGCUGUGGACCCUGCAUGGCAUCAUGAGCUCAAAAGAGGCCAUUCAAAUGCUGUGCUAGGUGUGGGCCGGCCCCCACCCCACCCUAAGUGACCAUGGAUCCUGGAGCCGGGCCAGAGUCAUCACUGACCGUCAAUGAGCAGGUCAUCGUGAUGUCAGGCCACGAGACCAUCCGCGUGCUGGAAGUUGGAGUGGAUGCCCAGAUCUCUGCUGAGGAGGAGGGCAAAGGACUGGAGGGUGUCGCUGCCGAGGGCUCCCAGAGCAGAGGCCCGGCCGAAGCCAGUGAACCCGCUGGUGAAGCUGGGCCAGACAACCCAGACUCCUCUGCAGAGGCAACUGUGAAGUCUCUCCCGGGGAUCCCUCCGAGCCCUGCCCCUGCGGUUGCCACCUUCAGCCAAGCCCCAAGCCAGCCUCAGGCAUCGCAGACCCUGACGCCACUGGCUGUACAAGCUGCCCCCCAGGUCUUGACUCAGGAAAACUUAGCCACAGUUCUGACAGGAGUUAUGGUUCCAGCAGGGGCAGUUACUCAACCUCUUCUUAUCCCCAUCAGUAUUGCAGGUCAAGUGGCUGGUCAGCAGGGGCUGGCCGUGUGGACAAUUCCUACAGCAACCGUGGCUGCCCUCCCAGGACUGACAGCUGCUUCUCCUACGGGGGGAAUUUUCAAGCCACCUUUAGCCGGUCUGCAAGCAGCUGCCGUGCUGAACGCCGCUCUCCCGACACCCGUACAAGCUGUCCCGCCGGUACAGGCCUCCUCGCCCACGCAGCCCCGGCCAGCGGCCCAGCCCCAGACGCUGUUCCAGACCCAGCCGCUGCUGCAGACCACGCCGGCCAUUCUACCGCAGCCCACCGCUGCCACCGCUACUGCCCCCGUCCCCAAGCCAGUGGACACCCCCCCACAGAUCACCGUCCAGCCUGCAGGCUUCGCACUGAGUCCAGGAAUUAUCAGUGCUGCUUCCCUCGGGGGACAGACCCAGAUCCUAGGCUCCCUCACUACCACUCCGGUCAUUGCCAACGCCAUUCCCAGCAUGCCAGGGAUCAGCAGUCAGAUCCUCACCAACGCUCAGGGACAGGUUAUUGGAGCACUUCCGUGGGUAGUGAACUCGGCUAGUGUGGCAGCCCCAGCACCAGCCCAAAGCCUGCAGGUCCAGGCUGUGACACCCCAGCUGUUGUUGAAUGCCCAGGGCCAGGUGAUCGCGACCCUGGCCAGCAGCCCCCUGCCUCCGCCCGUGGCUGUCCGGAAGGCAAGCACGCCUGAGUCCCCUGCUAAGAGUGAGGUCCAGCCCAUCCAGCCCACGCCAGCCGUGCCACAGCCAGCGGUGGUCAUCACCAGCCCAGCCCCAGCGGCCAAGCCAUCUGCCUCUGCUCCCAUUCCAAUCACCUGCUCUGAGACCCCUACUGUCAGCCAGUUGGUAUCCAAGCCGCAUACCCCAAGUCUGGAUGAGGACGGAAUCAACUUGGAAGAGAUCCGGGAGUUUGCCAAGAACUUUAAGAUCCGGCGGCUGUCCCUGGGCCUCACACAGACUCAGGUGGGCCAGGCUCUGACUGCAACGGAAGGCCCAGCCUACAGCCAGUCAGCCAUCUGCCGGUUUGAGAAGCUGGAUAUCACACCCAAGAGUGCCCAGAAGCUGAAGCCAGUGCUGGAAAAGUGGCUGAAUGAAGCCGAACUCCGGAACCAGGAAGGGCAGCAGAACCUGAUGGAGUUCGUGGGAGGUGAGCCCUCCAAGAAACGCAAACGCCGCACCUCCUUCACCCCCCAGGCCAUAGAGGCUCUGAAUGCCUACUUCGAGAAGAACCCGCUGCCCACAGGCCAGGAGAUCACCGAGAUUGCUAAGGAGCUCAACUACGACCGGGAGGUCGUGCGCGUCUGGUUCUGCAAUCGGCGCCAGACGCUCAAGAACACCAGCAAGCUGAAUGUCUUUCAGAUCCCUUAGGGCUCAGCCCCCGGCCCUGUGUUCCAGCACUUUGUACUUUUCCCUUGGCCCCUGGCUGCAGCCACUGCCGUGACGGCACCUGUCGUUCUGCCACGUGCGGCUGCGCUUGUCCUGGGGUCGUGAGACUCCACUGUGUGCAUGUGCGUUCACUGCCUCCCUCCUCUCCUCCACGUAGCUCCCAUCACGGGGAGGGCAGAGGGGGCCCACCUGAGAGCUCCAGGCUCCGGGCCGGUCACGCCAAGGGACCCUUCCAUUAAGUGGCGUCACUUAAAGAAGCACUUUGCGAAGGUGGUUUUCGAAGGGUGAAUUCUGGUUGGGAACCAGAAGCUCCCCGUCUUUGGGGCAGGGCUGCGGCAGCCCCUAAGUACCACUGACCCUUAGCUCUUGUCUUUGAUGGCAUUCUCUCUCCACCCCCCCUUCCCCUGUGCUCCUCUGUGGAAGUGUCGCAGGUGCAGCAGCUCGCGCAGCGGAACCCCAGCCUCAACUCCCACCCUUUGCCUGCAGGCACCCUGUCCCCGAAAGGACCCAAGGGGCACAGUUCCGAAAAGUGUGACGAGCUGCUCAGCAGGUCAGGCUCAGUGUCUGCCUUGCCCUCGAGGUCAGAAGGUUCUCGCAGCCCUGGGGCCAGAACAUGUGAUCCCUGCUUCCUUUGGGGGGAAAUUGCACUAAAGCAGAACCUGUUCAUUUGUGACCCAGGUUGGAAGGAAGCAGCUUUGAACUCUGGCCGUCCUGGAGUUGACCUGGGUCUACGGCAGGUUGGGAACGUAAUAGAUGAACCCAUCCUUCCAGAUUUUAAUCUAAACUCUGCCCGUGGCUCUCUCCCUCACUAGACAGUGAGGGUUAAAGAACCGGCAGCCUGGAAAAUCCCACUGCCCAAGCUCGCAGCACCCCGA